CAGCGGUCGCCGUGCCGGCCCCGAAUCGCGCUCCCGGCCGCUCGGACCCGACCUUCCCUGCGCUCUGCUCCGGCGCCAGCCACCUCCCCGCGGCGCCAUGACCACCACCACCACCUUCAAGGGCGUGGACCCCAACAGCAGGAACAGCUCCCGGGUUUUGCGGCCUCCAGGUGGUGGAUCCAAUUUCUCACUAGGUUUUGAUGAACCCACAGAACAACCAGCAAGGAGGAACAAAAUGGCCUCUAGCAUCUUUGGGACCCCUGAGGAAAACCCCCCUUCUUGGGCCAAGUCAGCAGGUGCCAAGUCCAGUGGUGGCAGAGAAGAGCCCGAGCCGUCGAACUCUUCCGAAGCAAGCUCUGGAGACUUCUUGGACCUGAAGAACACGUGGACACAGAUUUGCAGGCCAGCGUGGGGCACAGCGAAGAGAAGCCGGUGCCUGCUGCACCUGUGCCCAGCCCGGUGGCGCCCGCCCCGGUGCCGUCCCGGAGAAACCCUCCUGGUGGCAAGUCCAGCCUCGUCUUGGGUUAGCUCCGACCGUCCCGAACUCUGUCGUUUUGUUUGUUUGUUUUCUCCAUGCUUGUGAACUGCACAACUUGAGCCUGACUGUACAUCUUUUGGAUUUGUUUCAUUAAAAAAGAAGCACUUUAUGUACUGCUGUCUUUUUUUUUUUUUUUGGAACAGGUUUCUCUAUCGUCCUGGUUCCUCCGGGUCUGUAGGCCAUGGCAUGAAUGUUUUCUAGCAGUAGUUUGGAGGGAAAGCUUUGUGACAGUACCGUGUUUUUAAGAACAGACAGUUUGGUUCCAAAUGUGUUAGAGGGUCUUUUGUACUGAGAUUUUUAAAACCCUUUUCUUGUCAGCUUUACUUGGGUUUAUGAGGCCUGGAUUGGACAGACCAGUGAACAGUCCACAGGCACCUCCCUGCAGGCCCAGCCUUCUUGGGGCGGCCCAAACUUGUCAGUGCCCUUUAAGAGCAUCUUCCUGUGCCAUAUGGGGCAAUACAGAGGCCGGUGCCUCGUGCCUUGCUGCCUGCAAAGCUCAAAAACUGCCUUCUCUUUUUGAACCGUAAGACAUAAGCCAGAUCCUAAGUAGACUGGCUGAUGAGCAAAGCCCUCUCUGCUGGGGCGCAGAGGAAGGCCGCGGGGUUCACAUGCACUGGCCGGUUGCAGGGGAAGCGAGCAGGGGUGGCCACACACCCUAGCGGCCCCGGGCAGUGCUCAUCUUAGAUACCUUGAAGCUGUGUGCAUGAUGCUGGUGCUUGACCAUGCAAGGAAAGUCUCAUCCUUAAAAUGUGUGUUGUUCCUCACAAUCCUGGACUGUUGCAUAAAGUAAACAAUGUACAAAUUUUGAAACACUGUG
Talpa occidentalis (Iberian mole) is the source of this 1355-nucleotide messenger RNA. It is a transcript of the gene JPT1, whose product is annotated as Jupiter microtubule associated homolog 1. NCBI's taxonomy places the organism in Eukaryota, Metazoa, Chordata, Mammalia, Eulipotyphla, Talpidae. The record is from RefSeq and is a predicted model, not a curated record. Bases 98 to 583 code for a protein of 161 amino acids. Gene Ontology annotation, cellular component: nucleus. The transcript is spliced from 4 exons.